This is a messenger RNA of Cydia strobilella, 1599 nucleotides long. RefSeq names its product D-3-phosphoglycerate dehydrogenase. Gene Ontology annotation, molecular function: NAD binding; phosphoglycerate dehydrogenase activity. The record is from RefSeq and is a predicted model, not a curated record. The transcript is spliced from 8 exons. The coding region runs from base 147 to 1130 and encodes 327 amino acids. NCBI's taxonomy places the organism in Eukaryota, Metazoa, Arthropoda, Insecta, Lepidoptera, Tortricidae.
AAAAAACGACCGUGCCGACGGCACUAUGAUUGUAACGUAGUCUCUCGCGUCGGCGACUAUUAGGCGUCAGUCGUCGCCAAACCUCCUCCGAGGGCCCAUCGCGAACUCAUCAACCACUCAACAUUUACACAUUUACACGAAUAAAAAUGGGUUUAGAUAUUAAAUCUGUGUUAGUAGCCGAUGGAGUCGGAUCUAACUGUCAAGAAAUCCUCAACUCACAUGGAAUCCAUGUCGUCAACAGACCAAAAAUUUCCAAACAAGAACUUCUUGAAGAAAUUCCUAAACAUGAAGGUUUGGUGGUGCGAUCAGCCUCACAAGUUACCAAAGAAGUGCUGGAUGCGGGCAAGAAACUGAAGGUGGUCGGCCGCGCCGGCGCCGGCGUCGACAACAUCGACGUUGCCGCUGCGGGGGCCAAGGGAAUCGGCGUCAUUAACGCUCCCGGAGCCAACGCGAUGAGCGCUUGCGAGCUAACGUGCGGGCUGAUGCUGGCGCUGGCGCGGCACGUGGUGCCGGCGGCGUCGGCGUUGCGCGCGGGCCGCUGGGAGCGCGCGCAGUACACGGGCACCGAGCUGCAGGGCAAGACACUGGCCGUGCUCGGCCUGGGCCGCGUAGGUCGAGAGGUCGCUGUCAGAAUGCACGCCUUCGGAAUGACGAUCGUAGGAUUCGACCCCUUCGUGUCAGCCGAGCAAUGCAAGGAGUUCCAUACAACCAAGAUGGAGUUGGAGCAGAUCUGGCCCGUGGCCGACUACAUCACCCUUCACACACCUCUCAUUGACUCCACCAGAAAUUUCAUUAACGCCGCUGUGCUGAAGAAGUGCAAGAAAGGCAUCAAGAUCGUGAACGUGGGUCGUGGAGGCUUAAUUCACGAGCGGGACGUACUUGAUGCUCUCAACGCCGGCCAGGUUGGCGCCGCCGCAUUAGACGUGUUCGAGCAGGAGCCCCCUAUUGACCCCCUCACGCUAGAGAUCAUCCAGCACCCGGCGGUCAUCGCCACCCCUCAUUUAGGUGCGUCGACCAAGGAGGCACAGGUGCGCGUGGGCCAGGAGAUCGCCGAGCAGCUUGUGAACCUGGUGAAGCCGGGCACCUAUCCCACACCGCUUGCCGAAGUCACGCGCGUGUUCAAACAGUAACUUAUAUCUUACCCUGAUAGUUACGAGUAGCAAUGUACCUGUUGUGGAACUUUCAACUGUCUGGCAGAAUUUUUUCCCAUUAGGAACAUUUUUGCCUUACGCUCCCACCGAAUUUUAAUAUCGUCGGAACCCCGUCAGCUGUCGAACGAUAAUACAUGUGUAUUGUUUUACCAUUUUACGGAUCGUUGGAAGAUAUUGAAAUAAAAUUUAAAAGAAUUAUUAAAUGGAAGUUUUAAACGAAAAGUUGCGAAAACGGCCAGUAUGAGUAAUUUUCACCGAGUUUCGAAUUUAUUUACACAGAUUGUCCUAUUCCCAAGUAUGAGAAUAAGAAACUUACAGAAAUAUUCGCAACUUCUGCUUGGUCCACUUCUAUUUUCUAGCAAAUAUUACAUGUACGUAUAACAAGAUUAUUGUAAUAUAGUAUUAACUCAAUAUAAAAUUAUAUCGUUAAUAAACAUAUUUUUGUACA